GCUCACUCUGCUCCCCCGGGUCGGAGGCCCCCGGAGCUGCCGUGCGGAGCCGAGCGCAGAGCCCCUCGCCCGCGCAAUCCUCCCCGCGCCUGGCAUCCCGUCUCUCCUGCAGCCCCGCCGCUCUCCUCCCGGCCCCGGAGCCUCACCGAGCGCAGAGAGCGGGCCCGGGAGAAGCUCGGGCCCCGGCCGCCUCGUGCUUCUCCUGCUCGGCUCGGCUCCCUCCGCCCCCCGGGGGUCGCGCGCCCACGAUGCCGCAGGGCCCCGGCUCGCUGCUGCUGCUAGUCCUCGCCUCGCACUGCUGCUUGGGUUCGGCGCGCGGGCUCUUCUUCGGCCAGCCCGACUUCUCCUACAAGCGCAGCAACUGCAAGCCCAUCCCGGCCAACCUGCAGCUUUGCCACGGCAUAGAGUACCAGAACAUGCGGCUGCCCAACCUGCUGGGCCACGAGACCAUGAAGGAGGUGCUGGAGCAGGCGGGCGCCUGGAUCCCUCUGGUCAUGAAGCAGUGCCACCCGGACACCAAGAAGUUCCUGUGCUCGCUCUUCGCCCCUGUCUGCCUCGAUGACCUGGACGAAACCAUCCAGCCGUGCCAUUCGCUCUGCGUGCAGGUGAAGGACCGCUGCGCUCCGGUUAUGUCCGCGUUCGGCUUCCCCUGGCCCGACAUGCUGGAGUGCGACCGUUUCCCCCAGGACAACGACCUCUGCAUCCCCCUCGCUAGCAGCGACCACCUCCUGCCGGCCACGGAGGAAGCUCCAAAGGUAUGUGAAGCCUGCAAAAACAAAAACGAGGAUGACAACGACAUAAUGGAAACUCUUUGUAAAAAUGAUUUUGCACUGAAAAUCAAAGUGAAAGAGAUUACCUACAUCAACAGAGACACCAAAAUCAUCCUGGAGACCAAGAGCAAGACCAUUUACAAGCUGAACGGCGUGUCCGAGCGGGACCUGAAGAAGUCAGUGCUGUGGCUCAAAGACAGCCUGCAGUGCACCUGCGAGGAGAUGAACGAUAUCAACGCGCCCUAUCUGGUCAUGGGACAGAAGCUGGGCGGGGAGCUGGUGAUCACCUCGGUGAAGCGGUGGCAGAAGGGGCAGAGAGAGUUCAAGCGCAUCUCUCGUAGCAUCCGCAAGCUGCAGUGCUAGUCCUGGUGCCCCGCCUGCUCCUGGGGCCAGCUCGGGGCUCAGCGACCCCCCUUCCACGUCCGCUCUGGGAUCCAAGCACAGUCCCUUGCAGCCCCGGCCCCAGCCCCGAGCAGCUUCUCUGGCCUUUUGCACGUUUGCACCCCCACCCCCACCCCCCCAGCAUUUCCUGAGUUAUAAGGCCCUAGGAGGCCUCAGGAAUGGAUAGCUGUUUUCACGUAAAGGAAAAACCCAUCCAAGUCUCGUAGAACUCUUCCAACUAAUAAAACCACGGCUAUGUGUAUGGAGUUUUAAAAUAGCUCACUUCAACGCUAAUUUUGAAUAGGUGCAACAGUGACUUGGGUGUGAUGUUUGGGGUUGUUUGGUUUGGGUCAACCAAUUUUCACGUUCUGCUGAGCUUGCCGUUAUGUGCAAAAGAGCUUCACUUUUCAGCGUGGCCCAAACUUUGGUGGGUCUAAAACCCGGUUGAGAUAAAGCUGGCUGUUAUCUCAACGAUCUCGCUCAGCUCCAGCCUGACACUCAGCGCCUAAGUCAUCUUACCUCCCUGAUGGGAACUUAACAGCUGUAGCAUGUCUUGCAUUUUGCGUUUCCAGGUAGAGUCCUUCCAUUUAUAAAAACCACAGUAACCACCGUAGCAUGAGUUCUUCAGAUACAGGGCAAAGCAGACCAACUUUGUGAUUGACCUGAGUACUUUACGCUUUGUUUAAAACAUGUUUUACUUACUUUUGCCACUUAAACCAUUGUAGCUUACCUGUAAUAUACAUAGUAGUUGACCCGGAAAAGUUGUAAAAAUAUUGCUUUAACCAACACUGUAAAUAUUUCAGAUAAACAUUAUAUUCUUGUAUAUAAACUUGACCUCCUGUUUUACCAA
Sus scrofa (pig) is the source of this 2001-nucleotide messenger RNA. RefSeq names its product secreted frizzled related protein 2 (gene SFRP2). Gene Ontology annotation, biological process: canonical Wnt signaling pathway; non-canonical Wnt signaling pathway. Gene Ontology annotation, molecular function: Wnt-protein binding. The record is from RefSeq and is marked validated. Lineage: Eukaryota; Metazoa; Chordata; Mammalia; Artiodactyla; Suidae.